AAGCAGCUCCUUCUCUAUCUGUGCAUACCAUUUUCCAGUCUGUCAGGGCUCUGCAAGCAGCUCCUUCUCUAUCUGUGCAUACCCUUUUCAGUCUCUGUCAGUCUUUCCAGGUCAGUGCUAAAUUACAGUCUAUUUUUCCCGGAAGUUUCAGUGCAUUUUCCAUGUCGAUUUAUUUGUAGAAUGGAAUGUUAGCUACUCAUGAAUCUGCUUGUGUCCAAUAGCCAGCUAGCUUUUAGCAUUGAGUCACUCACAAUAGCCAGCAUAACGUUAACGUUCGGCGCGAUGACUAGCCUGUAAACGUGGCACUUUUUCAAACUGCCGCCUGGGAUGUAUUCUUCAUUUACAUCGAUGAGAUCCAGGUUCUUUUGACUCCCGCUGCCACCAUGUUUCAAUAUGCUUUGUGUUGUAGUCACGACAGACAAAGAUAUAUAGUUAAGCAAACUUUACGAGGCAUGUUUUCAACCAGCACAUGAAUAAGGUAAGUAACAACUGGUUUCCGUUUCCUGCGUUGAUAUGAGUAACAUCAAUAUUGCUACAGUGAGGAGGAGCAUGAAGUAAUUCUGAAGUUUAGGGAGGAAGUGGGAGUAGGGGCGAUGAGUCCGAUAAGGUUGAUGCCUGUGAUAAAAGAGUUGAUUGGGGAAGUUGUUGUCAUGUCUUUACUAUGGAUUAAGUGAUAUUUGACAUGCUAUUUUAUCAAAUCAAUUCUCUGUAAUUAAUAUUACCUGAUUAAACUAAUCAUGUAAAUGUAAUUAACUAGAAAGUUGGGGGCAUCAUGGAAGAAUGUUUUAUAGAGCUGGGGCCUGUUGCACAAAAGUAGAAUUAAGACAUCCGGGAUAAAUGACUCAGCUGAGCUCAAUGAAGCCAAAACAUGUGCGUCCAGGCUUAAUUGGUUGCACAAAGACCAAGCCAGGAUGAGCAGACACGGAUUCAUUAAGCCAGGUGAAACCAAUCCUGGAUAGGUGCGCGCUCACGGCUCACUCAAAUAGACCCCGCCACAGAUCACAGAUUAACUGAUUUACCAUGGCAACUAGAGCCGCGUACUUUUCCCCGUCGGAAGCACAAAUCCUCAUGGAGGCAUACGAGGAGGUAAAAGAUAUAAUUAAGAAGAAAGGCAACACCGCCACAGUGAUAAAGCAAAGAGAAAAAGCGUGGCAAAGUAUUGCAGACCGCCUGAAUGCGUAAGUAGUGCACAAUUACACACUCACCGCUCCGCUGAAACAUCACAAUUACAAUUCAAAUAUUUAAUUCACAUCUCCAAAAAUGCAGUUGUACUGUAAUUAUGAAACGGUUAAAUUUUUAAUUGAAAUGCACUGCAGAUAUGAGUGAAAUUGUGUAAAGUAACUCCAUCACACUGUAUAAAGCUAUGAUAAUUUUUUGAUAUUUUUACUGAAAACAAGACAAAAAUACCAAGUAAUUUUUUGCAGUGUGACUCCAUUAAAUGUGUGUGUGUGUGUGUGUGUGUGUGUGUGUAGAUUAAACAUGAACGGGCCAAAACGGACAUGGCAGCAGGUCAAAAUCAAAUACAAGAACAUUCUGCAGAAUGCAGUGAAAAGAAUACCCACAGACAAGGCACGGGUGGUGGGUCACCAAAGGCUGACCUUACCCCAGCAGAGGACAUGGCCUUGGAGCUAAAUAAAGGCAGGCCCGUCUUAGAGGGGAUCCCUGGGGGGAAAGAGACGAGCAUAGGUUCCUCCCAAGAUGCCACCCGCUUCAUUCAAGUGCCUGGCAGCACUGUGUUCCUGUUAGAGCCACCAGCACAAGCACCAGACGAUGCUGAUCCAGUGAGUACUCCAUCAAAGGCAUACUGUAGGCCUGGCAUGUCUUGUCUACUAGCUUCAAUAUGAAUCUGAUUAAAUGUGAUAGGGUGAAGGCCCCAGUGCAGCAGCAACAGCACAUGAUGGAGACGAUGAUGAGGAGGAGACCAUCUCUCUGGAUUCCAGAAGGCAUGAGGACCCAGAUGCUAUACAGUGGGAAAACCAGCCUGGCAACAUAAGCUCACAAGCUAUCAGAAAGUUGUAUGGCAACCACCUCCGGCGCCAAAUAGAACUGGCAGACAUAGACAUUCAGUACAAGAAGAAAAAGAUGGAAAAUCUUGCACUGGAGUCCGAAAUAAAAAGAGGACAAUUAGGAAACUGGACCUUGAAAUAAAAAAACUUGAGAGGGAGCUCCAAGAAGAUGACACAGCUCAAAAUAAAAAUUAGCAAUCCGUACAACCAAGUCAUCGUUAUAAGGCAUCGCCCUCUUUUGCCCACCCCCCAGCACCAGGUGUGGCCACUAGCCUAUAUGAAGGCCCAAAAUUGUGUGUUCCUUUCUGCUCUGACAAUGGCAUGCCCAUUCGUGCGAGAUGUGGUGGAUGAAGAAGCACUUGUGCUGAGGAGAGCCUUCAGGCGAGAAAGGGUCUUCAGGGACCGGUUGGACCCACUGGCCUUCCCUGAUGACCAUCUAUAUGAAAGAUACAGGUUUUCUGCAGAUGGCAUCAGGUAUCUAUGCAGACUACUGGGUCCCAGGAUUAAGCACCGCACUGCACGGAGCCAUGCACUGAGUGUGGAGCAAAUGGUUUGUGUGGCCUUGCGCUUUUUUGCUAGUGGAGCCUUCCUGUACUCAGUGGGGGAUGCAGAACAGCUGAACAAGGCCACAAUUUGCCGCACAAUAAGGAGUGUGUGUCUGGCUAUCAAAGCAUUAGCAGAUGUCUUCAUCUCCUUCCCUGGCCACAGAAGACUCUGUGACAUCAAAGAGGAGUUAUAUAGGAUUGCAGCAAUGUUGUGGCAAAAUGGCCUGGCUCAGUCCAUGACUCCAGAAUCUUUCGGGCCUCUGAAAUCUAUCAGUGCCUAUCACAAGGUGAAUUCUCUGGUGUGUUGCUGGGAGACCGGGGGUAUGGCUGCCAGCCUUUUCUCCUGACACCUUUCACAGACCCCCAGGAAGCACAGCAGGCCUACAACCAUGCCCAUGCCAGGACCAGGGCCAGAGUUGAAAUGACCUUUGGCCUCCUGAAGGCACGCUUUCACUGCCUUCACAAAUUAAGGGUCAGCCCUGUUAGGGCAUGUGAUAUUACUGUGGCUUGUGCUGUCCUCCACAAUGUGGCCUGCCUGAGGAAGGAGAGGGCCCCCAGAGUGCCACCAGCCAUGGACUGGGACAAUCCGGCAAUCUUCCCUGAUGACGACAGUGGUCGGCUGCUGAGGGACCAAUAUGUGUUGAAUUAUUUUAGUUAGUAUGUGUGCUUUCAAUUUUGGUUAAAUAUGUCCUGCGGUGGCAGAGGAAUUUGGGUUUUUUGGGUUCGUUUUUUGACGAAUUUGGCCUCUUAUGAUGUUUGUGCGGUAUACUGUGUGUAAUACAAGGCUGCAGGGAGGCUACUGCAUCCAUUCAUUUGUCUGUUCAGUUGAUGUGUAUGGAUUUGUCCUGCAUUUAUUUUAGUGUGCAGACAUGCAGGGUGUGUUAUAUACAGACCUUUGAAUGUGUAUGUAUCAUUUUGUAUAAUAUGCUUGGAUUCUGUGCUUUCCAUCUUGUAGAGUCACUGUGACUUCAGUUUCGAAAGGAGCUGAUGGUUUACCUGCUUUGUUUUGUCCUUAUUCAAUAAAGGAACAUAAUGUUA
Molecule: messenger RNA, 3589 nt
Organism: Oncorhynchus nerka (sockeye salmon)
Lineage: Eukaryota; Metazoa; Chordata; Actinopteri; Salmoniformes; Salmonidae
Exons: 9
Coding region: 2176-2898 (240 amino acids)
Source: RefSeq, a predicted model, not a curated record